This is a messenger RNA of Siniperca chuatsi (mandarin fish), 6678 nucleotides long. It is a transcript of the gene gss, whose product is annotated as glutathione synthetase. The transcript has 13 exons. NCBI's taxonomy places the organism in Eukaryota, Metazoa, Chordata, Actinopteri, Centrarchiformes, Sinipercidae. Gene Ontology annotation, molecular function: glutathione synthase activity; glutathione binding; ATP binding. The record is from RefSeq and is a predicted model, not a curated record. Gene Ontology annotation, cellular component: cytosol. The coding region runs from base 338 to 1768 and encodes 476 amino acids. Gene Ontology annotation, biological process: glutathione biosynthetic process.
CAGCAUUAUUCCAUUUCCAUUCAUAAAGCAUGGUCCAGUGCAAGCAAGGUAGCAUUAAAGCGUCUUUCUUUAGCGUUUAGAUAAUUCGACCAACGCAUCAUGGCUGCCCUUUAGAUACUUCCGGGCCAUUUCACUCAGUUAAGAAGCUUCCUAAGCAAAAAAGACUAUUCGACCUCACCCUGGUUUUUAAUAAAUCACAAGCGGCUGUGUUGAUAUUUCAACGACAUUUUUUUGUAGCGGAAGAUAGAAGUGCACCUCUAAAGGUGACUUGCAGUGACAGGGAGUGUACUGUUUUACCAGAGACUUUGACUGUUUAUCAUAUCUAAGGUAAAUCAAAAUGGCCCAGGGGAUACCAAAUGAGGUGCUGAUGAAUGCUACCCUGAUAAAAGACUUGGAGGAUGUGGCAAAAGAUGCAGCGCUACUGCGGGGGGUCCUAAUGAGAAGCCAAGAGACGCCCAAUUCAUCAGAGUUGGUAACGUAUGCUCCAUUCACACUCUUCCCAACACCUGUGCCUAAGGCUGUGUUCCUCCAGGCUCUGGCAGUGCAAACUCCGUACAACACACUGGUGGACAAGAUCAGCCAGGAUCCAGACUUUCUGCAAGAGGCUCUGGCUAGCACCAUUGCAGUGGAUGAUUUCACUGCAAGGUUGUUCAGGAUCCACCAACAAAUCCUAAAAGAAGGAAGGUCUCAGUCUGUUGUGUUGGGUCUCAAUCGUUCCGACUACAUGCUGGACCAGAGAGAGGAUGGGUCAUCAUCUCUGAAGCAGAUAGAGAUCAACACCUUUGCUGCCAGUUUUGGAGGUCUCUCAUCACGCAUGCCAGAUGUACACCGACACAUCCUUACGGUGGCUGGCCGACUGGAGGAGAGCCAGCACAUCCUGGACAACAACCCAGCAGCUGGUCUGGCCAGUGCUCUUGCCAAAGCCUGGGAGCUCUAUAGAUCAGAGAGAGCAGUCGUCAUGUUCUUGGUGGAAGAGAGCCAAAGGAACAUCUUUGACCAGCGAUACAUUGAGAACGAACUGUGGAAGAGGAACAUUCCCACAAUAAGAAAGCGGUUUGACAAUGUUUGUAAAACAGGGUCCCUUGAUCAGGAAAAGAGGCUAUUUGUUGAUGGCCAAGAAGUUGCUGUGGUGUACUUCAGGAAUGGCUACAUGCCUCAGAACUACAUUUCUGAAAAGACUUGGGAUGCUCGGCUUCUGAUGGAGCGCUCUCUGGCUGUGAAAUGUCCAGAUAUCAGCACUCACCUGGCUGGAACCAAGAAGGUCCAGCAGAUGCUUGCCAGACCUGGAGUUCUGGAGAAGUUCUUCCCCAACCAGCCCCAAGUUGUGGAGCAGAUCAGAGCAACAUUUGCUGGCCUAUACACUCUAGACAUGGGACCAGAGGGUGACAAAACAGUAAUAAUGGCUUUGGCAACACCAGACCGCUUUGUCCUGAAGCCUCAGCGAGAGGGAGGAGGUAACAACAUCUAUGGAUCAGAGAUCUGCCAGGUCCUGGAAGGAGUGAAGGACAGUACAGAGAGGAUGGCCUAUAUUCUGAUGGAUAAAAUCCAUCCCACCCCCUUUCAGAACUACCUGCUGAGGCGACACGCUCCUCUCAAAAUCAGUAACUGUCUCAGUGAACUGGGAGUGUUUGGAGCAUAUGUCAGGCAAGGUAAAGACAUGGUGAUGAACGAGUGUGUGGGUCAUCUGCUGAGGACCAAGAGUUCAGAACACUCAGACGGAGGCGUUGCAGCAGGAGUGGCUGUGCUGGACAAUCCUCUCCUUGUCUGAGAAUUUACACUACUACGUGCUCGUCUUUCAGCAAAGAAAUGCACAAAUGGACAACAGUGAAAUCAAGGUUGCACUUGUGAGUCACACUGUUACUUUGGUUGCUACAGCAUUAAAAUGAUGCUGAGCAAAUGUGUGUCCCACAUGUACUCAAGACAGGUUGGACAGAAAUAUUAGCAGUCUAGGCUGAGUUGUUGCUCACGACCCUAGAAGAUGAAGCUUCCAUUCUUACGUGUGAACUGUGUAGGCUAAACAGUGCCAGGUUAGAAAAGAGGAUAGUGCAAGACCCUGUGUCUGUGUGAAACAUCACUAACAUCAACUUAGCAUGUGGCUACCAGUGAAACACAGUGAAACAGUGAAAACACAUCACAACAAUAAAACUCAAUGAACCAAAUCAAUACAGAUACAUUCAUAAAAGUAACAAAGUCCUGUGCUUAGCUGUGUACUCUGCUAUGCUAUGUUAUGCCCAGUUAUAGAUUCAGUGGUUACUUUACCAGUCCGUAAAGGAAAAAAGGUUGCUUUGAGGAAAAGUCUUUGCUGUGCAGUCCGUUUGAGGGAAAACAGACAGAGCGACCAGUUCCUCCAUUUUCACAAAGUUAGUUCUUAAAGUUAGCUGGCAGACUUUGUGUAGUAGCCGCUGGCGCUAACUAAAUAUUGUUGCAGAAAUCUUAUGCAGGCCCUUGCGUCGCUGUUGUAAGAGAGAGAGUUCAGUUGUGCUGUGUGUCUGCUCCAAGCCGGUUACACGGUGGUGGUGGACUAGAUGAAGCCAGGAGAAAAAGACAGAAAGAGGGAGACAGCAGCUGCUUUAGAAGAGUUCCUGGAGAAGAGAGAGAGAACAAUUGCCACUGACCCUUUUAUUGACCUGGUGACAACACGGGUCAUAGGUCAGACUGACCAAUGAUAGCUGGAAGCUGGGUCCAUGGGGGGACGAUUGUGGGAAACUGAGUUCAAUGGCUCUCCUUUGUUUACAGAACAAAGGAGCAUGCGGUGUCCUAAUAAAAAUUCAGUUCAAGUCCCACAAAUGAAUGAAUUCAAAUGGUGGUCCCAACUCAGGCUACAUACUCCCUCCAACUGCACAAACACUUGCAUGGCUGCACCUGAUUGGACAAAUGCUUUCACUCGUGGGCAGACAGGUCUGCUCCUUGAUUUCAAACUGGACCAACAUGGCAGCUUGUUAGGUAACUUCCUCUUAUAUUACGAAAAUAGUUCACCAAAAUGUAUUUUCUGAAAACAUUUGAAGCGAGAAAUAAGCCAUGCAGUUGCUGAAUCUGUCUUCAUUAUAGAUUGACAACGGUUAGUUUAAAAGUUUCUGGGGAGUUUCCAGAGGCGGCGAGUCUUGCUGGACGCCCCUGAUUUGCAUAAAGUAGCCUAGACCUCAACUUUAUGCAAAUGAGAAGAGGCCAACGUAUCACCCCAUCUCUCGAAACGUACUGCAGUGCUACCAGCAUACAUUGCACGGCUGCUUACAUAGACAAUGAAUGGGAAGCGUGGAAAUAACGGAUCCCGUGGACAUGUACCAUUAGUCCAGCCAGUGCGCUGCUGCUGUAGGUUCCAGGGAAUGGUCGGCCUUGGAGCCAAGCAGUUUGAUGGUGGGUUUACGGAAUAGAGGAUAAAGUUACAGAAUAAUCUGAUUCUGGGUGAACUAUGAACAACUGACUUUUUGGCUCGUUGCCAGGAGUUGGCAAGCUAAUCGGCUGUCACUCUUAGACAGACUGUGCCUCUUCCACUGGCAGGUAGAUGCGCGCCAUUUUGGUUUGAAAUGCUGGCAUAGAUAUUCCCCUGAGCUGACUGGUGGGUGUUCGUGUGUGAUGCAUGUAUUCUAAAGGCGCCGAUCGCUAUAAUACCUGUGAUGAAAAAGGAGCCACAUGAGAGCAAGGAUGUAACAGACUGUGUGUGGUUUUGAAUACCACCUCACAACAUCUGGAAGAUAUUACCUGUGAAGGGCAGCAAUGGCAGCUUUUUUUCAAAUUUAAAAAGAUUUCAUUGCAAUCAUAUGGUAUGUUGUAUACUUUGGGUCCCACUUUAAAAUGUGAAAUUUACAGAUGUAAAAACUUUGAAGGGGGUAUAUUAAUUUUCUAUCCACAGUAACGACACAUUGUUUCCUAAAUAUAGACAUUCACACACCAACAUGCAUUGUAGUCUUGUGCAAAUUUUAAUUGUAUUGUUCUAUAGGGGUUAUGAAAUUACUGUUACAAUGCAUCAACCUCAUAAUUAUAAACAGACCAUCACAUUUAACUUGUCUAAUACAUGUAAAACACACAGUUCCUAUUGUAGUAUUACUGAUGCGUACAGAUAAAGACCUGACAAACAGUGCUGAGGCUGCACUCUCACAAACCAAAACCAACCUGUUACACUACUGUAGUUACAUACAUCAGUUUUGCCUAAAUGUUUGUCUGUAAUGAUAUGUACACUUAAUUGUUCAAUUAUUGUGACUGACCUGUUAGUGGUCACCAGAUGUGAGAUACGGAUAAGUGCUGAGUUAAAUUUAACAUAAACCAUAACCUCCUUUUUAUAGAAGGUAAUAAAAACUGAUACAAAGGCCAAAAAUGAUAUAUCAUCCAGAGACAACUGGAUGAUAUACAGCUGAUUUAAGGAUAGAAAGAUAAAGAAUUAGCUGCACAAUUACACAUCCUGACAUGACGCUAAUGGGAAUAUGAUAGAAAACAAAAAUGCCAAUUCAGAUUUGCAUUACUUUUAAAAUGAAAUUGUAUCUCUUAACCCAACUAAAUUUAAGUGCCCAGUAAACUUAGACAUUCAGUGGAUACUCCUUAAGCCAACUGUAUUCAUUAAGAUCUGAUUUUGAAUGAUAAUAUAAACUAAUUUAGACUUUUCUUAAUCAACAGUGGUGACAUUUGGGUCCCAAAAUGGUGCUGUGUUUACACUGUUAGGUGAAACCAAUGAAUAACAAUUAAGCUAUUAGAUAUGAUUGUUUAGUUAAUUUGGUAUUUUAUAAUUACUGUAUUAUCACCAUUAUUUCAUUCAAUUCAGAUCACUUUUACUAAUCAUGAUAGUUACUAUUAUUUAUUUACGACUAUUUGCCUAUUAUUCUGCUCUUAUUAGUAUGAUAUUGAAUAGGUGCCAGAAAAAUAACGUUUGAAUGCUAUGUAUAACGGUACUAUUAGUAGUAGUGUUAGUAACUGCUGUAGCAAUUUUUAUUGGACUGAUUGAAAGUGUGAUCACUGAAAUGGAGGAAGACGGGACGACACUGGAGAAGUGCAUCUUCUCCCAACUCUGCUUGGAGGUUGCCCCUGCUGACCGCCAGGGAGCAGCUGGAAGAAGUUGCAGGGAAAGGGAUACCUGGCACACUCAGAUGCCACCGUGAUAGACAGCGGGUGAAUGAAGAUGAGGAAUGCAUGGAUAGCUGUGAGCUGAUGAAGACAUUAGUCACAUAGUAUGUUAAGGUAUGAGGUAGUAAAGAGUAGCAUUAUUAGAAAUCAAGGCAAGAUAAUAACCAAAACAAAACCUUCUGGGAACAUUCCUUUUAGGUUAGGCGAACGUUCCCAUAACUUUGCAAUAAUGCGCUUCACAGAACAUUCUGAGAACUGCAUUUUUUACCGGAAACAAGUGUUCCAGAUAUGUUAAGAAAACUUUCCAGAAUAACCAUAGGGGAACAUUCCCAUACCCUUCAGGAACGUUUGUGUAAUAUUCUCUGAACUGAAAAUUGUUUGCUCGGUACUUAUGUUUCUUCUCAUGUGCUCAGUGCCAACUCUGCUGACAGCUUUCAUAAGGCCUUCACUGCAUCUAUAGUAAUAACCAAAAUCCAAAUAUGUCUACAGAGGAUUUUCUAAAUAACAAUACAUGUAAAGUUGUACUUGAUUUUAUAGCACCUGCAAAAAUCAGGCCAUCAGACCAACUCGCAGCAUGCCUUGGCUAAAUAACAAUGCUAGAGAAAUAAAGAGAAAAUGCAGACAAACAGAACUGAAAUGGGAAAAGGACAGUCUGGUGGAGUCAUGAAAUUCUGAAAGAGCUAAUGUCUGCUUAUCAGAAAGCAGUAAAAUAAGCCAGGGUUUCAAAAAUUGACCGCAGCAUUUCUUUUUUUUUUGUUAUAUUCUUGAGCAAAACCUAGGUAACUUAGGGACAUCAUAACAAGCCACCAUAUUGAUUUAUGUAACUAGCCAUUACAUAUAACCAUAAUUAACAUAGCCUACAUUCUUUACUAGCCUUCGUAUACCUUGUGUUGGGUCCGCUCUGUGGACUGGAUGCAUAGACUGAAUGCUUUCUGCUGAGAUGCUGAAGCAUUGACGUGCUAUUGUGGUAGGCUAGUUCGGUUUUACAAUAAAGUACAGUUUUCAUAGACACUUUCUGUAGCUUCCUGUGGACACGUACCAUUAGUCUGGCCUGUCUCUUCUCUGUGCCCCUCGUUAUUUUAUCUCUUCCACCUUUUUGUAAUCCGCGCUGUCAAAUCACACCAAAGACACUGGACACACCAUCUCUGAUCACACACAGUGUAAGCACAUUGUAAUAAUUAUCCGUGCGAAACACAGUGUGCUGUAUGUAAAUGUAUGGAUUAAAUGAAGCUUCGAUGCCAAUAGUUUGCAUAGAUGAUUUUUAGUAAUCAAAUUACUUGAGGAAUAGUUUUAGCCCUAGUUAUUUGGUUGGCACAUGCUAAGUUGAUGUUAGUUAACAUUAUGCUCCACACAGACACAGUGUCUUUGCAUGCUAACUAACUUUUUAACUUUGCACUAUUAUCCUACACCGAUCACACACAUACACCUUAAUUUGGCCUUAAACAUAACCACACAUGGUGAAGAGCAAUCUUAAAGCUCCCGCUUCACUGUACUUUCUUUGUUUCUGAACACGUGUGUUCUUGUGCACAAGGAAACACACACAUUCUUUCUGGCGCUCACCCAUUUUAGUUAGAUUAAUUGUGUGUUUUACUUAGUUUAUCUUUUAAAUAAAUGCUUGUGGAUAUA